AUGGUGGACCAUCUUGCAAACACCAAAACCAACAGCCAGCGCAUUGCUGCUGUGGAAAACUGCUUUGGGGCUUCUGCAUUAGCCAUGCCAGGAAGGGUCCUUUUAGGAGAAGGGAUUUUAACCAAAGAAUGCCGCAAGAAACCAAAGCCUUGCAUAUUCUUCCUUUUCAACGACAUCCUUGUCUACGGCAGCAUAGUCAUCAACAAAAGGAAGUACAAUUCCCAGCACAUCAUUCCCCUUGAAGAUGUCACUUUGGAGACGCUGCCAGACACCUUGUAGAUGAAGAACCGCUGGAUGAUUAAAAACUCCAAGAAGUCCUUUGUGGUUUCCGCGGCCUCCCUGACAGAGAGGAAGGAGUGGAUCAGCCAUCUGGAGGAGUGCAUUGGGCACCUGCUGACGAAGACGGGCCGGCAGACCCCCGCGGAGCCCAAAGCACCCCGGAUCGACAAGGCGACGGACAUCUGCAUGCGCUGCACGCAGACCAAGUUCUCCACGCUGACCCGAAGGCACCACUGCCGCAAGUGCGGCUUUGUCGUCUGCGCAGACUGCUCCCGGCAGAGGUUCCUGAUGCCCCGGCUGUCCCCCAAGCCCCUGCGGGUCUCCAACCUGUGCUACAGGCAGCUGCUGAAGCAUUUGCUCUUGCACUCCAUCUUUCCCAAGCCCAGCUCUUGA
Pterocles gutturalis (yellow-throated sandgrouse) is the source of this 672-nucleotide messenger RNA. Its product is annotated as pleckstrin homology domain-containing family F member 1-like. NCBI's taxonomy places the organism in Eukaryota, Metazoa, Chordata, Aves, Pterocliformes, Pteroclidae. Gene Ontology annotation, molecular function: metal ion binding; phosphatidylinositol binding. The record is from RefSeq and is a predicted model, not a curated record.